AUCGAGCGCAAAGGGGGCAGGACUUUUCCUCUCCGGCUCCUAUUAAGACCAAACUUUCUCCAUUUCUCUUUCCAAGUUCAACCCUGACCGCACUCGCUUCCAUCCUUCGCAGGAUGGACCCGCGACUAACUCAUCUCCUCAUCUCGUCCCCGGUUCGGACCUAGUCUCGCCUUCUCCAUGCGCCGAACGAACAAUGGUGGGGUUCCUCGGUUCGUUUUGCUUCCGUCUGCUGUCGCUUUACGUGCUGCUGGACUCGCAGCUCGGAGCCGGAGCCCCCGUUUUCCAGGGUUUUUAUCUCCCACCUGCGAACGGAUCGCAGUUCUCGCCAGCCCGCAGGACGGAUGGGGUGGUUCGGACUAUAGAUCGGAUUUAUAACGGAGGAGGGAAAGCGGGAUACCUCGUCUACCUGGACGGAACUCGAUUCCAGCUGGACAUGGAGCGCGACGGAUCGCUUCUGUCGCAUCGCUCGGGCUCGGAGUCCGUCCUCGCCGCCAUCGGAGCCGGUUCUGGCUUUCUGCAGCGGGACUGCGUCUACCGGGGGACGGUCGACACCGAGCCGGAGUCGCUGGCCGUCUUCAACCUGUGCGGCGGAGGUCUGGAGGGAUUCUUCGCCGUGCGCGGCGUCCGUUACUCGAUCACGCCGAUCGUGCGUGCCAAGGGACGAGAGCGCGACGCGCGCACGCUCCAGGACCAGGACGCCGAACACGCCCUCCACGUGUUCACGCGCGAGCGCUUCAGUUUUGAAGCCCAGCGGGAUUUCGGCGAGAGCUGCGGGACGCCGGAGCGGCGCAAGAGAUGGCGGAGACGCAGAGUCGGGACCGCCGAGUCGGACACGAACGCGCGCGGGAAGAGGUCGGUCUCCAGGGCGAGACACGUGGAGCUGCUUCUGGUAGCGGACCAGACCAUGAGCAAGAAGUACGGGAAGGACUUGAACCACUAUCUUCUGACGUUGGCUUCCAUCGCGUCCAAGUUGUACGGGCACGCCAGCAUCGAGAACCCCAUCCGGUUAUCCGUGGUUAAAGUCACCACGCUCGGCGAGAAAGAUAAAGGAUUGGACGUGUCCAAGAACGCGGCGACGACUCUCAAGAGCUUCUGCAAGUGGCAGAACCAGCAAAACCCGCUGGAUGACGACCACCAGCACCACCACGACGCCGCCAUCCUCUUCACUAGGCAGGACCUUUGCGGCCAUCACUCCUGUGACACCCUAGGAAUGGCAGACGUCGGCACGAUCUGCUCUCCGGAGAGAAGCUGCGCUGUCAUCGAGGACGACGGCCUUCACGCGGCCUUCACGGUGGCUCACGAGAUCGGCCACUUGCUGGGUUUGUCCCACGACGACUCCAAGUUCUGCGAGGAACGCUUUGGCGUCAACAGCGACAAGAGGCUCAUGUCUUCCAUCCUGACCUCCAUCGAUGCGUCCAAACCUUGGAGCCGCUGCACCUCCGCCACCAUUACAGACUUCUUUGAUGAUGGCAACGCCGAGUGUCUUCUGGACUCACCGCGUCAGCCCCUGUUGGGUCCCGAGGAGCUACCGGGUCAAAGCUACGACGCCGUGCGGCAGUGCCGCCUGGCUUUCGGCCCAGAAUACACCGUCUGCCCCGGGAUGGACGUCUGCUCUCGUCUGUGGUGCGCGGUCAUCCGCCAGGGACAGAUGGUCUGUCUGACCAAGAAACUACCGGCUGUGGAGGGAACCCCCUGCGGGAAGGGACGCAUCUGCCUGCAGGGGAAGUGUGUGGACAAAACGCGCAAGAGACAUUACUCGUCAUCCAACCAUGGCAGUUGGAGCUCCUGGGGUUCUUGGGGGUCGUGCACCAGAACGUGUGGGGGUGGAGUGCAGUUCGCCCAGCGCUUGUGCAACAACCCGCCGCCACGGAAUAACGGCCGUUACUGCACAGGGAAGAGAGCCAUCUAUCGCUCCUGCAACGUUACGCCAUGCCCACCGUCCAAUAAGAGUUUCCGUCAGGAGCAAUGCGAGGUGCGAAAUGGUCCUCAAACGGAUCCGAAAGGCGUGAAAACGUUUGUGGAGUGGGUGCCCAAAUAUGCCGGAGUUCUCCCCAAAGAUGUUUGCAAACUCACCUGCAGAGCUAAAGGAACUGGUUACUACGUAGUCUUCUCGCACAGGGUGAUAGACGGGACAGAGUGCCGUCCUUACAGCAGUUCGGUCUGCGUGAAGGGCAAGUGCGUACGAACGGGCUGCGAUGGCAUUAUCGGGUCCAAGCUUCAGUUCGACAAGUGCGGCAUAUGCGGAGGCGACAACACGGGAUGUGUCCGGGUGGUGGGCAACUUUACCAAGAAAAGUAAGGGCUACACCGAUGUGGUGAAGAUCCCCGCAGGCUCCACUCACAUCAAGGUCCGUCAACACAAGGCCAAAGACCAGAGCCGCUUCAGCGCCUACCUGGCCCUCCGAAGACCGAGCGGGGAUUACCUCCUCAACGGCAAGUUCAUGAUCUCCACCUCUGAGACCAUCGUUCCGUUCAACGGCUCUGUGCUUAACUACAGCGGCUGGAGUCAAAGGGAUGAGUGGCUCCACGGCAUGGGCCCCGGGGCCCUCAGAGAAGCUUUGGUAGUCCAGAUCCUUGCAACAGAUGUUAAAAAGCCCCUAGAUGUCCGUUACAGUUUCUUCAUGCCGCGCAGGACGGCUCCUCAACAUUCGCCGCCUAGUUUGAAUUUAGCCCGUUUGCAGGCUACGACGACUGUCGCGAUAGGAACCACUAGCGGUGGCAGCACUACGACAUCCUCACCCACUCCUACUAUCCUAGUCCCUGCGCCAACUACAGCCACCGGAUUGUCGACACCGCCGCCCGGGCCCCAAUGGGUGACGGGAGCAUGGAUGACCUGCUCUAGAACUUGUGACGCCGGUUGGCAGAGCAGGACAGUUCAAUGUAAGGCCCUGGGUGGGAAACUGUCCAAAGGAUGUUUAUUGAGUUCCCGACCCUCUGCUUUUAAACACUGUCUUGUGAGAAAUUGCUGAAACAACAAGAGAAGCAGUCCAGGACUCAGUCACUUGGACUUGAAGACAUCAUCUAGAACUUUUAAACAGGACUAGGAAUAUCAGGCCUAGUUUUACAGACACUCCAUUCUCGGAAUCCAGUUAAGCCAGGACCUGUUUGUCUUAUAGUCGAGGACUUGUGUCGCAUGUUGGUGACUCAACUUUGUUUCGGCGUCCAAACUUUUGUAUGAUGUGUGCGCGUGUUUGAGUCCUACAUCUAUGAGGGCAGGGAAGUGUCCGAUGCUUUGUAAAAGAAAAAAUAUGCUAAUGCUAAUAGCCACAACGAUCCGAAAUGGAAGUAUUGACUUACAACCGAAACAGACUUUCUUUGGUAGAUUUCGUUUUGCAACCACUUUUGCUCAGAAGUAAUCAUCCAGUUAGAAAUUGUUGCUGCUAAUGUGUACAUCCCUUGUACAUCAUGCGAUUCGUGUUAGCUAUUUAGCACGUUAGCCGCCAGUGUCAGCCACACACACUUCUGUUUCUAUGGCUUAGAACAAAAAUAAGCGCACAUUUAACUUGAUAAUGUUAGCGGCUAACAAACUAGCUACAACAAAUUCUAUACUUCAGUUGUGGUCAUUUUGCUUCUCUGUUAUGGCUAUUUUUUCAGGCAAUUUGCAAAUUCCAACUGCUUUGCAAAAGAAAAAACGCGAAUGCUAAUAGCAAAAAAAUGUGAAAUGACCGCAACCGAAGUAUUGACGUACAACUGAAGUAGACUUAUUUUGGUAGGUUUCCUUUGAGAUCAUUUCUGCCCAAAAGUAGUCAUCCGGUAAGUGAUUAUUGCUGCUAAUGUUUAUAUCCCUCCCGUUGUUGCUCUAAUGCCACUAAUUUCAGCCACACACUUAACCGUUAGCAGCUAAAGUUAUAGCAACAACAAUCUUUAGAGGAUGUCUAAAUCCAAAUGGUCAUAAUUGUUGUAUGACAUUAGCUGCUAACGUUAACAUCCAGUAGAGAUUGUAGUAAGUACUUCUAACUCAAUUGUUCUUAACUUUGCUAAAGGUACUGAACCCCACAAGUUUCACAUGUGGAUGGACCGAACCCUUCGGAAUUAGAUAAAUUAAAAUUCAAAACCAAUAUAUCUAAGCUAGCAAGCUAAUAAUUUAGCAAAAUCCCGUUCAAAUUUGUUCUUAUUUUGACAGCAUGUUUUAUAAACAGAUCAAAAUUUGAGAACACCAGUUCCUCUUCUCAUCAGAUCGAAGACUAGCGGUUAAAUAAAUAUGGAUUAAGCCUGUGAAUUGGGAGUAAACCAGUCCAAAACCUGGUCUAAAAAGCCACUGUGCAUAGAUUUAAUCGGCAUCCGAAAACAGGGCUCUUAUUUUGUUUACCUUCACGGAACCUCUUAGACUUACUGAACCCCUGGGGUUUGACCAAGCCCAGGUUAAGAACCAUGGAUCUACACACAAUCCAGCACGAUUUGUUGAGUUUUGGUCAGAAGCUAUAGUUAUAACAUUAGACGCUAAUGUUAGCUACACACUUCUAUUGUAAGUCUUACUACUAGUAAGCACAUACUUAGGUCUGACUUGCUAACAUUUGCGGCUAAUGUCCUAUCUACAAUUCUAUACUUCAGUUGCGGUCAUUUUGCGUUUCUGUUGAGGCUAUUUGUCAGGCAAUUUGCAAAUUCCAACCGCUUUGUAAUCGAAAAAAAAAGACAUUGCUAAAAGCCGCAACGUGAAUGCAAAAUGAAUAUAAAGUAUUGACUUACAAAAAAAGUAGGCUUACUUGCUCAUUUAGUUACUUGCUUACUUUGGUAGAGUUCUAUUUGCAACCAUUUCUGCUCACGAGUAAUCAUCCGGUUAGGGUUUGGUGCUGCUAACGUUUACAUCCCUUAUAGACUGUUGUAGCGAUGGAGGAUUGAUGGAUAGCUAAUGGGUAGGCUCAUGUCAGCCACACACUUAACCGUUAUCAGCUAACGUUAUAGCUACAACAAACUCUACAAAUGGUCAGAAGUAGGCAUCCACUAGAGAUUGAUGCAUGACGUUGGCCGCUAGCGUUUACAUCCAGUAGAGAUUGUAGUGGCUACGUCUGACUGGCAAACGUCCCUGCCUAGAAAUCCAGCAAACGAUCGCUUCUGUACAAACAAGACCAGUACCACAACACCAGACAUCCCAGGUUCCAAAAACUAAUUUCAGACAGACCUAGCUACUACAAUCUCUACUGAAUGUAAACGUUUUAGACUAAUGUCAUACAACCACCUACACCGGAGGUCUACUUCUGACAAACACACAAAAUUGGCAGAAGCCGUCUUUUAGUCAGAAAUAGACACCCUGUAGAGAUUGCGGUAACUAUAAAAAUUAGCUAAUGUUCGCCACACACUUCUGUUGUAGGGCGUACAACGGAAGUAAGCACACACAUCUAACCGCUAACAUUAGCGGCUAAUGUCAGAGCUACAACGAUCUCUACUAAACGUUAACAGCUAACAGCAUACAAAAGUGGAUACUGGAUGACUAUUUCUGAAACGUUUUGUUCUGUUUUGGUCAUAUUGCAUUCGCGUUGUGGCUACUUGCUAUCGCCUGACAUUUCCUGGCCACCAUACACAUCCAUCCAAAUAAGGGAGACGCACGUCCAGCUUACUUUGUUGCUUUGACCGUCCAGCUUUCAAGGAACAGGGGCAGACUUUGACCGACAUCGGACGGUGAAAUGGAAAUGGUGCUUACAGUCGGAUACAGUUUUACCUAGCUUGAGACUUGAUCAGGUUCUCUGAGUUCCUUCGCUCCGCAACAACUCAGGAAGAACGUUCUUCCUCACGACACAAGUGGUGAUUGCCCUUAUCCCCUGCGCUUUUUAAAGCAGAGGUGUCCAAACUUUUUCUGUCAGAAAAAUCAAAUCAUGCAACCUGGAAUCCUUCCACUUAAUUUACUAAACGGAUGAUUGGGAUCAGGUAAAAAAGAUUUUUUUUUUAAUGUAUUAACUCAUCUGCUGCCAUUGACGAGGAUAGACAGAUCGAUCCAUUAUGACAGGCUAUUCACAGGUGCAAAGCCUUGUGUCUAUGCUUCAGAUCGACAACCAUGACUUUACAUAGUUGGUCAAUUGAUGACGUGCGUUAGUGGACUAUGUCAAGUCACGGCUGCUACUUGAAAGUCACAUCCUCAAGUCUUUGUGCUUGUGAAUGACGCAAAGACUUGUGGGUGAAUUCAUUUGAAUCAGGUGUGUUGGAGGAGGAAGACAUGGAAAACAAGCUGGAUAGGGGCUUUCGAGGACCGACGUUGGCUACCCCUGGUGUAAAGAGAAGUGGAUUCACUUUCCGAGUUGCAACCGUAACUUUACAUAGUUGGGGAAUUAUGACCCGUGUUAGCGACCUAUUUGCACCUCAAAAGUUAUACCCACAAGUCUUUGCGCCAUACACAAGCGAGUAUGUAAAGUCUUGGUUGCUACACAAAAGUUGUACCCACAAAUCUUUGAGCUUGUAAAUAUGGUAAAGACUAGUGGGUACACUUUCCAAUUGCAACCAUAACUUUACAUAGCUCGUGAUACUCAGUUAUACCCACAAGUCUUUGCGCCAUACAUGAGCGAGCAUGUAAAGUCAAGGUUGCAACACAAAAGUUGUACACACAAAUCUUCGCUUCUUCUUCUACUCGAGUUAGAUGAUUCCAGUCCAUGGUUGGAUGGAUUGUCUGGCACUCGGGGUUAAGGCAGCUAGGUCCUCUUGGGUGCAAGAUGUCGGGACUAGUGGGCAGAAAAGAAGAUGAUCCUCUCCAUACAGAUAAGAGAUGUCGCCAUUCUCAUUAAACCCACACUUUGUCAGGUUUAUUUUGCAUCGGCCGACAGCAAUUCUCAAUCGGUUAUGGCAAGACCAGAGUGGCCAUGCUUCAUUAGUUCGCAUGGCCUGGUAGAAGACACUGUGUGUGGGGUUGGGUAAGAUGUUCUGUCCACAGAGCGACACGCUGCUUGUCUGAUUGUCUUUGCGCUUGGUGUAAAGACUAGUGGGUACGCAUUCCGAUUGGCAACCGGGUAUGUAAUGUCACGGUUGCUGCACUUGUGAAAGGCGCAAAGACUUGUGGGUACACGUUCCGAGUGGCAGCUACGACUUUACAUAGUUUGUGAAUUCUGACCUAUGGAAAGUUAUGGUUGCUAAACAAAAAAGCUUCACCCAUAAAGAAUUGUGGGUACACUUUCCGAGUGGCAACCGUGACUCAUGACCUAUGUAAGUAUUCUAUUGACAAGCACACAAUAUGAGCCUCACUUCAUCUGCCUAUAUGAAAGUUAAAAAGUUUUAAUAUAAAACUGAGCUGCAUCACAGGAUUAGAUAUUAAGAUAUAUAUUUACACUAAUGAAACAAACCUUUCAGAACAAAGAGAAACUUUCCAGCAUCAGCCAGAAAAAAAACAAAACGAUAAAAACACAAGUUAGCUCAAUUUAUCAUUUUGUAUAAGGCAGAAAACACUCAGGUUUGUUGAAGUUCCGCUCUGAGACCCCCAAUUUGGCCAGAUUUAAAAAUCGUACUAUAUGCAUGUGUGAUACAUUAUUGGAAAGCUUAAAAUCUCAAUUUCCUGGGGGAAGAAAAUUUUUUAACAGGAGGACAUUUAAAAAAAAAAAAGAAAAGAAAAAUUAAACAGCAAAACCCUAACUUGAGCUGAGAGCAUGCGAGAACAUAAUUACAGACGCCAUGAUUUUAACGAGCUAUCACGUACUUACCUCUUUUCGAUCCAAAAACUACAGCUGUGAAUGGGCACAGCCGGAUUUUUGGGGGAUUUUACAGGUGAAACAUGAUCAUAUAACAAAGGUCUCAAUGCAGAAAUCGCAGACAUCAAGGAGUGGUCGAGAUUUUCAUUUUUAUAUAUUUACCCUUUUAAAUGAUUUUUUUCCCCAUUUUUCUUUGUUUCGAUCGAUUAUUUAUCAUCUAAAAUAUUGGAGAAAAUGCGACAGUAACGAAAAAAAUACAAUUAAGUGAUAGUUAUGAGGUAGAUAUCUGUGACUUUUUUACAAAUGCUAAUUUUUUCAUUGUGACGUAAUUUGUUUAAAAGUUUAAAAUAUGCGAGUGAAUAAUUUUUUUAAGUUUUUUUUUUUUUUUUAAUUAAAAGACAUCAAUUAAUGAUUCUAAGCUAAAAAUGACAGACAUUUCGAAUAAUUAUAAAUACGAUUACUUCUUUUUAUGGCCAGGUUGAAACAAAAGCGGUUGUGCGACAUCUGUAAACGGGGGUUUCCAGGAUAAAACGGACAAAUUAAAAAUAGUUCGGGGACUUAAUGCUCCAUGAAUCUGUUAUGGCAGCAUAUGGACAUAUUGUUCUAUCAAACACAACAGUUCUUUUGGCUUAAAAUACAGCAGUUUAUUUUAAAGAGGGGUGCAGGAGCAGAAACUGCUUUUUCAGCCUCGUCUGUGUUUUCCGCCAUAUACUAUUAAAAGUAUCUGAACCUUUUGGAAUUUCUCAUAUUUCUGCAUGAAAUCACCAUCAAAUGUGAUUUGAUCUUUGUCAAAAUCCCGCAGAUGAAAAAAAAACAGUUGUCUGCUUUAACUAAAACCACCCAAGCAUUUAUAGGUUUUCAUAUUUUAAUGAGGAUAGCAUGCAAACAAUGACAGAAGGGGGAAAAAUAAGUCAAAGAUCCGAUCACAUUUGAUGGUGAUUUUAUGCAGAAAUGUGAGAAAUUCCAAAGGUUCAGAUGCUUUUUAAUUACGUAAAACAAAAUAGUGUAAUCCUAAACUUUCCUCCAUUGAUUUCAACAAGUUUUCAGAUUUUGACCAUAAGCCCAUGGAGAAGCACCGUUUCAGUAACUAUCUCCAUCUAGUGUUGAAGCUGAGAAGUGCAAACAAUGUAGGCUGAACGCAAUCUUCUUGUUUGAGCCAUGUUCAAUGAUAUUUUCAUCAUUAAUAAAAUAAAAACGAGUUUGGACACCCCUGUUUUUACGAACACAGCGUCAACUUUCAGAUGGAUUAAUAAACCAUGACUGUUCUUAACUCCUUAGCUGCCAUUGACAGUAGUAAAUGAACCAGAUCUGCUUUAAAAAUGGACUGUUUUUACAUUCACCGCGCAGUCAUUUUGGUAUAUUACCACUUACAAGACUGAAACUCAGGAAACACAACAGCAACAACAUUUUUAUUUUUUCACAAAUCAACUCAAAGGUUUCACUGUCAACGGCAGAGAAUAAGUUAGAACUCACAUGGAAAUUCAAGACGGAUCACUAAUUUUGCUUCAUUUUUGAAGUGUGUAUGUGUAUUCGCGUGCAUGUGUGUAUGUGCUGACGUGCAUUGAGAGUGAGUAAAAACCGAGACAAUACACUGGGAAAUCUCCGUUGGUGUGCACUAACCAAAGCGAUGUACAGUACAUGUGUACUGAUAACACUUUUUUUUAAAUGUUGUUUUAGGUCUGAUAGUUCUGUGGAAAAUCAAAACUAAUUGCAGUUUUUCUCUGUCAUUUCAAGUUGUUUUUUUUAAUCCACUUUGAGUAUUUUAUGGAGUAUAAUAUGUACAGGAACAUUUUAUAAGUCAUAAGUUCACAAAAAAUGCACAAUGAAG
This is a messenger RNA of Corythoichthys intestinalis (scribbled pipefish), 9431 nucleotides long. It is a transcript of the gene adamts5, whose product is annotated as A disintegrin and metalloproteinase with thrombospondin motifs 5. Gene Ontology annotation, biological process: extracellular matrix organization; proteolysis. The coding region runs from base 194 to 2968 and encodes 924 amino acids. The record is from RefSeq and is a predicted model, not a curated record. Gene Ontology annotation, molecular function: zinc ion binding; metalloendopeptidase activity. The transcript is spliced from 8 exons. NCBI's taxonomy places the organism in Eukaryota, Metazoa, Chordata, Actinopteri, Syngnathiformes, Syngnathidae.